Pimephales promelas (fathead minnow) is the source of this 2113-nucleotide messenger RNA. It is a transcript of the gene cdkn1bb, whose product is annotated as cyclin dependent kinase inhibitor 1Bb. The record is from RefSeq and is a predicted model, not a curated record. Lineage: Eukaryota; Metazoa; Chordata; Actinopteri; Cypriniformes; Leuciscidae. Gene Ontology annotation, biological process: G1/S transition of mitotic cell cycle; negative regulation of cyclin-dependent protein serine/threonine kinase activity; negative regulation of cell population proliferation. Gene Ontology annotation, molecular function: protein-folding chaperone binding; cyclin-dependent protein serine/threonine kinase inhibitor activity. Gene Ontology annotation, cellular component: nucleus; cytoplasm.
GAACGAACCGACUCUUUCAUUAAAGCGAUUCGGAGGCUCGUCUAGGGCGGCUAGGGUGUUUGUUGAUCUUCUUUCUCUCGGACUGUGAGUGGGGGAUGUGCGUUGAGAGAAGGCGGAUCUCUGAGGCACCAAUCCACGGCGUUCCUUUGGUGGUUUAAAGAGCUCUUUGUGUCAAUCACGCAUUUUUUUCGUUCUCUAUCCCCCUUCAUCGCCAUAUUGGGCGCAGAAAAGCCUCGCCUUGUUAUUUCUCUUCCCCUCUUUUACUACGACGCGCAGUUGACAGGAGUGGCCAUCGAGAACGCCUGCUUUUGUUUUGAUGAUCGUCGCUUGUCCGUGUUUCUCGCUCAUGCGGCGCAACCGGGGCGAGUUUAGCCUUAACGCCCGUCGCUUUGGAUCGCGUUGACGCUUUAUAACAGCUGUUGGCUUUGCGUUUUCGCCUCGAAAUGUCCAACGUUCGCUUGUCUAACGGCAGCCCGACGCUGGAGCGAAUGGAGGCGCGAGUGUCCGAUCAACCCAAACCAUCGGCGUGUCGGAACCUGUUCGGUCCGGUGGACCAUGAAGAGUUAAAGAAGGAUUUCCAGCGGCAUUUGAAGGCGAUGGAGGACGCGUCGACGGACGCGUGGAACUUCGACUUCUCCACGCACACGCCGCGCGCCGACGGCAGAUUCCAGUGGGAAGCGUUGGAUAUUCGCUCGGUUCCCGGUUUCUACAGCAGAUCCGAGAGAGGGAAGGGCUCCAAUCUUCAUAUGUGCUCCUCUGGGAAUAAUAACGACAAUAAUGUGGAUGUUAACGGGAAUCACGAGUGUCGGGUAACGGAGGAGACGCCCGAGACACCCCGAGAGCCGCGGAAAAGACCCUCGUGUCUCGACUCCUCGUGUCAAAGCAAACACUCUCACAUCUGUGUGGACGAAGUGACCCGAACGCCCAGAAAACCCAAAAAGCCCAGAAAACACCCCAACCCGACGACACCCACAUAAAAACAAGAUGUCGUCCGCCGUUUGAUGACCUCAGUGCUUGCUUGGUGAACGAAAGAUUUUUUUCAAGCACUGAAACAGAAACACUAAAGUUCUGGCACUCAAGAAAAAAAAAAAAGCAACUGCGUCUGAACGCGGUGUAUGUAGCAGUGUGCAAUUAGGUUUAAUUUCCUUUUUUGCUCAUUUUUUUUUCUUACUACCUGUGUAUAUAAAUAUAUAUUUGUUCCUUUUCAUAUGUAGCACAUAAUUAGUAUUAUGUUUGAAAAAUCUAUUUUUUUUUUUUUGAGGUGUGAGUUUGGUUUGACUUGAAGAGCCGCCAUUGCCGUGUGUAGAUUAUUUCCGAAAUGCUGUUUAUUAUUUGACGUUUUGAAGACGGUGUGCCUGUUUUCAUAUUGGUGGUGUGUAAAAAAAAUAAAAUAAUCAUUUUUCAGAUGAGGUACACAAAAUACCAGUUCUUAUUGAAGGGAUCCGGUUGGAUCUGAACAUCUCAGCCUGUUUUUUUUUUUUUAAGGUGAUGUAAAAGUUCAAACUCUGAGGUCAAACCUUUGUAGCAUCGACCAGUAUUACUAUCAGGCACUUCCACGGAGGAGAAACAUCUCUCACCCUCGUAAAUUAUUUCUUUUUUAAGAUGUUUCUCGAUCAUCUAUAAUUUGAGUGAAAUUUUCUACUGAUAUUUUUUUGACUUUGACUCGAUCACCCUUGAUUUUGCCUUGUUUUUUCACUGCAGAAAUUAAACGAACCGAAUGCAUCUAAAACACUCUACAAAUAUAGAUUCUGUGGUGAAACCUGAUGCAUGACUGUAUUUAUAGAGAAAGUAAAUAUUAAUAUUUGAACAAUUUACACUGCCUGUGUAUUUGUGUACAUAACUUUGUAAAAACACUGAGAAAAUUAAAACUAACUUAUUUAUAUCAAGCUUUUUUUUUCGAAAUUAAAAGUCAAGGUUUGAGUCAUUAUUUUUGUAAAUGCCUUUUUUUUGGUAGCUUUCUUUCUGUUUUUUAUUUUGUUGUAAUAUUAUUUUAACAAAUUGUAAAAGGUUGCCAACUGAGCCUGAUUAAAAUAUUUGAUAAGUGCUUUUUUGUUAUGUGUGGUUAUACAAUGUGCUGCAAUCAAUUAAAAGAUAAUUAAAUUAUUUCAACCCA